AAGUGCAUCGUAAAUGCUGCAAUGAAGUGGCUUUACGGAACGGUCGUGACGUUGAUUUGCAUCGCACACAGAGUGACCUCAUCGGAGCUGAACAUAUUUGGCGGUCAGGGCAUCAGAGAUGCACUCGCCGAACGCGAUCUGAUGGGAGCGAUCCAGAUACCGCUGCAGAACGGUGUCAAGUUCGUCGAUGGACUGGACGGUUUUCCGGCGUUUGGCGUUACCAGCGAGGCGGACCUGAAGUCACCGUUCAAGCUGAUCCUGUCGGACCACCUGCAGGACUUUGCCAUCAUCGCAACCGUCAGACCGCAGUCCAGCUCCGGUGGUUGGGUGUUUUCCGUCGUCAACUCGCUCGACACCGUUGUCCAGUUGGGGCUGCUGCUCGAACCGACCGCUACCGGCGACCAAUGGAACGCGACGCUCUACUACACGGAUGCGAAAAAGGAACGUCACAGCCAACCGCUGGCAUCGUUCCAGGUGCCGUACGGGAAGAGUUGGAUGAAGAUGAUUUUUAAAGUGCUACCGGACCAGGUGGUGUUCUAUUACAACUGUUUGGAGGCGGGCGUCGUGCCGGUGAAGAAGGAACCACGUAAGUUAGUGUUUGAUAGCGCCUCCACGGUGUACAUCGGGCAGGCUGGCCCAAUAUUGAAGCGGAAAUUCGAGGGAACGUUUCUGUUCCUGAAGAUCUACGGCUAUCCGGAAAUCGUGAAAACGCACUGUAACCGAACGUCGCUACCCGUUGACGAAGAGUUUGAAACGACGGAUGAGUUCGGUGAUGACUUUAAUUCCGAGAUGGUGUAUGACCAAAGUGGUGACGACGAUGGAUUCAAUGAGCCACCGAUGAUUUCACCACCACCGCCCGAGUAUGGCUACCGGGUGAAGGGUGAUAAGGGUGAACGGGGCGUUAAGGGGGAAAGCAUUCGGGGGCCACCGGGACCGCCGGGCCCCCAGGGACCGCCGGGUCCGCCAGGACCACCGGGUGCGGUCGGACCGAAGGGCGGCGGAUACUUCGAUGGUGACGGCUCUGGUGAUGAGAUGAAACGAUUAUCACAGCUCUACGACACACUGCCAAACAAAAAACACGGAGGGCAAUGCCUUUGCAAUGCCUCCCUUAUCAUCGAGGAGCUCAAAAUGGACAGCAAACUGCGCGAGUAUCUUCGCGGCCCUCAAGGCAUGCCCGGCAAAGAGGGAAAGACCGGUUCUCCGGGUCUAACGGGCGUCACUGGUCCACAGGGUGAACGCGGUGCUUCCGGCCCUAAGGGUGACAAGGGAGACCGUGGCGACCAGGGCGCUACCGGACCGGAGGGCCUCCACGGAAGCAAGGGGGAACCGGGUCUGGAUGGGGCACCCGGUGUACCGGGCCCCGCCGGACCGCCGGGUCCUCCAGGGCUUCCAGAGAACUAUGAUACUAAUUGGAAUCCGUCGCGGAUGUUCAAGGAAUCUAUGCUCGGUGCACCGAUCCAAGGAAUGCGUGGCGGGUCACCCGGUCUGAAGGGUGAACCGGGUGAGAAGGGCGAGAUCGGAUUCCCGGGCGAAAAGGGCGAACACGGCACCAAAGGUGACCGCGGUGAUCCGGGUCUGACAGGUGCCAAAGGUGAAAGGGGCCACCAAGGAGCGCACGGACAACCGGGACCGAAAGGACCUCCGGGCACACCCGGCAUUCCAGGGCUUCCGGGCCAAACGGGUGCAUCGGGACCGAAGGGUGAUAAGGGCAACACGGGCGAAUCCGGCCCACCCGGUCCACCCGGUCCGCCCGGCAUGGUAAUCCAUGCCGAGGGUACCCGCAACGGUACGCAGGAUCAGUGUCAGUGUCAACCGGGACCGCCCGGGCCGGCGGGAUUGCGUGGCCCACCCGGAUACGACGGUGCGCCCGGACUUACGGGUGAAACCGGACUUCCCGGACAUCCGGGGCUGCCCGGUGACAAAGGCGAACGCGGACUUCCUGGUCCGAAGGGUGAGAAAGGACCGGAGUUCAUCAUCAACGAAAACGCGGCAUUUAACUCCUCCAGGGCUAACAGAGGCGACAAAGGCGAACGUGGCCAGCGUGGACGCCGGGGGAAGACGGGCCCACCGGGACCGAUUGGACCACCGGGGAAACCUGGCGGUAUGGGUGAAACAUGGCCAGGCCGACCGGGGCCGAAGGGAGAUCAGGGACCGAAAGGAGAGAAAGGAGAUAGCAUGGCGAUGCGAGGUUCGAAAGGCGAUAAAGGCGACCGUGGCAUGAAUGGACGUGAUGGACUACCGGGACCGCCGGGACUGCCAGCUGCAUCCGGCGACGGAGGCGUACAGUACAUCCCGAUGCCGGGCCCACCGGGACCACCGGGACAACCGGGACCACCCGGUCCACCCGGGCUGUCCAUCGUCGGUGAGAAGGGUGAUCCGGGAAUGGAUUCGCGCAGUCCCUUCUACAGUGAUUCCCAGCAUGGAUACUACGGACGACCGGGAGGUCGGUCCAGUUUGGACGAGCUGAAGGCGCUGCGAGAGCUCAAACACCACAAGGAUUACGAAGACAGCACGCUCGGACCGCCCGGACCGCCAGGACCGCCGGGACCGGCUGGACGGCCACUGCACGACAGUGACGAGAUUCCGAACAUCUACGGGGCCAACGUUCGCAUCGUGCCCGGAGCCGUCACUUUCCAGAAUGCAGAAACGAUGUCGAAGAUGUCUUCCACGACUCCCGUCGGUACGCUCGCUUACAUAAUUGACGAGGAAGCACUUCUGGUACGAGUGAACAAGGGCUGGCAGUACAUUGCACUAGGAACGCUGGUGCCAAUUGCAACGGUUCCACCGCCCACCACCACCAUCGUACCACCGCAGCGUUCCGAUCUGCAAGCAUCGAAUCUCAUCCACAAUCUUCCACAACCGGGAGAUGGCUCAGUGUUCACCGCCACGCCGGAGUAUGAGUCGUUGCGGAUGGCAGCACUUAACGAACCGUACCCGGGCGACAUGCAGGGCAUCCGUGGCGCGGACUUCGCCUGCUAUCGACAAGCGCGCCGAGCCGGUCUCCUGGGAACGUUUAGGGCUUUCCUUUCGUCGAGAAUACAAAAUCUAGACUCGAUCGUACGGAUAGCGGAUCGUGAACUGCCGGUCGUGAAUACCCGCGGUGACGUCCUGUUCAAUUCGUGGAACGGCAUCUUCAAUGGACAGGGUGGAUUCUUCUCGCAAGCACCGCGGAUAUACAGCUUCAGUGGGAAAAAUGUGCUCACCGAUAUGGCGUGGCCCCAGAAACUGGUGUGGCACGGUUCCAGUGCGCACGGUGAGCGUGCGAUAGACACGUACUGCGAUGCCUGGCACUCGUUAAUGCCGGACAAGGUCGGUCUGGCCAGCAGUUUACUCGGUAACAAACUGCUAGACCAGGAACGGUACUCCUGUGAUAAUCGGUUCGUGGUACUCUGCGUCGAAGCGGUCCCGCAGGACCGAAGACGAAAGCGAAGAGACACCCGAAGCCAACACGAGUUUGCCAACGAGAAGGAGUACAGCCAAUAUUUGCAAAGUAUCAGUGCACUGUAAAGAAACUCGCAAACGCGCAUCAUAGGAGUAGACCCGAAGUCUCCCGUACCACACAAUACUCAGAACAUCGCAUAAAUAGCAUCUUCCCAUCGUACUACCGUUCGAUAGAUAUCAUCAUCUUCAUCGACAACUUCGGCGAAAUAUCCGAAACCAUUGAUCCCAAACAAAAAAAACACACAGACACAAUGCAAAUGAUAAAUAAGAUAGGAACUAAAGAAUAGAUAAGAAAAAACAAGAACAAAAAAACGCUGAAGAAUAGAUUUGGAACAAAGCAUGAAAACACAAUGUGAAAAGGAAAGAAGAAAACGAGAAAAAGGUGAAAAACAGAGAAAAGAAAUAAGAUAAAAGAUUAAAAACAAAAACAAAACAGAUGUCCCUAAUCGGGCAACGAGACGGAGAGCCACAGCGCUGCAACUGAAUUAAUGAAAUAAUGAUAAUAAGUAAUUUUAACAGCAGACAGUCCGACGGAGUAGUUACGCUUUUCUUUAACGAAUUGUUUAAUUUGUUUACUUACCCUUACCUUUACUUUCGUUGUUUAGCAAUUGUAACAUACGGUAAAAGAUGGAGUGUGUGCGAAUGACCCGAGUGACUAAUGUAAAACAAUAUGAGAACACACACAAAACUCGUUAGCUCGUAAGCAAAGGUACAACAUGAAGCGUCAUGUGGUUAGCAUUUAAGUGGACGAUAGCAGUGACAGGUAACAAGAUUCAAUUAACGCAACACAUGAAAAAACAGUUGCAGAACAAACAAAACAAACUACCAUAUUAGCCAUAUGUCACAGAAAGUAUGAGUCAAAUUGUGGGCUGUACACGGCCCGACCGAACUCUCGUCAUGUUGAUAGUCAAAUUAAUCAUUGCCUCAAUGCCGAUCAGUUUGCAUCACUGUUGUGCUGAUCAUCUACUACCGCUCUUAGUGGAUCUGUCUUAGGUUAAUGGCAGUCCUGUGUGAGGGGAUGUGCAAAUGCCAUGCUGUCUUUUGUCUUCUGGUAGAUAACGUAAUGGAUGAGAACUCGCGUUCCCUUUACCAAUCUCUAGACCAACGUUGUGUUUUCUUUUGUCCUGUUACUGUCUUUACUACUACUACUACUACCACUACCACUACUACUACUUCUACUACCUAUCAUCAUCACUAACUCUACUCUAGUGCACUGUGCCACAACUCGAUGACAAAGUCCCAAGCGCAAGCAAAACGUAAACUUAAUACCAAAAUGGAGCACACUAGUGUUACCUUGACGACGACAAAAACCGCGUGUUGUGAAUAGUAUGUGACCAGUGCUACAGCGAUUCGGUAGGCGAUCUGUAAAGACCACAUUGAACAAAGCACUGUCCAGUGUGUGGUUUUUAGUCGGAUUUUUUUUAGAUAUGUAAAUGAAAUACCUUCAAUCACAGCGUUACAGCAGACUCACUUGUGUACAGCGCCACAACAACACAUACACGAACCAUUCUGGGGAAAGAAAUACGUCUUACCGUACUUGUAAACACACACCCUACCCAACUCUCUCUAUCACAUCCCACCAGAGUUCACAAAUGAUCCUUUCCACCCUGAUCCCCACAUUGUUCCGUAGUAGAAUUGUUGCAAUCUCGAUUUGUUACAAUUAUUACAUUGAUUAACGCGCGCGCUCCUGACAGCAAACCAUUGCAAAUCUACACGGAGUGAACGAAUUUCAAUGCAACUGAUGAAAUACCAUCAAGGCCAGAGACGUUUGUGUCAUUUACAAUGAGUACAGCGGUGAGCAGGCGGACAGAAUAAUGUAAUAAGAUAAGUAAUUACCUGUAGUCUUAAGGAAGGUGCACACGCGCAGCAAACAGGCGCGUGUGUUACGUGACGGUAGCGAUGGUUUAAAAACAAAAGUCGAUAGAUAAUAAGCUAUUUAACUAACAACGGUAACUAUUAAAAGCCAACGGGAGAGGGAAAUGAAACAAAACCCAACACAAGGAUAACAAAAACAAAAACACAGAAAGAGAUCCAUUUUUCUGCAAAUUACGUAGGUAAUGAGUUUAACUAUUGUUUUUCAAAGUGCGUUUUUUGUCAAUAUCAGUGGUACGAGAGGGAAGGAAGAUCUUUUCCACACAGCUAACUGUGUGAAGUAUAUGAGAACCACAGGCGUUCUGGGUGUAAGAAGCUGUUAUCUUGGGAGGGGAAUUACAAAUUGGAUUCGGGGACAAAACAAAAGCGGAAAAUUUGACUUGCUGUAAUAAAAAUGAAA
Anopheles moucheti is the source of this 5713-nucleotide messenger RNA. RefSeq names its product collagen alpha-1(XVIII) chain (gene Mp). The coding region runs from base 22 to 3507 and encodes 1161 amino acids. The transcript has 24 exons. Lineage: Eukaryota; Metazoa; Arthropoda; Insecta; Diptera; Culicidae. The record is from RefSeq and is a predicted model, not a curated record.